Messenger RNA from Musa acuminata subsp. malaccensis (wild Malaysian banana), 1348 nucleotides. RefSeq lists its product as uncharacterized. Gene Ontology annotation, cellular component: cytosol. Gene Ontology annotation, molecular function: protein-folding chaperone binding. NCBI's taxonomy places the organism in Eukaryota, Viridiplantae, Streptophyta, Magnoliopsida, Zingiberales, Musaceae. The record is from RefSeq and is a predicted model, not a curated record.
GUCAUUCCUUCAUCCCUUUCUUUAGCAUCUCCUUUCCUCCUCCCACUCCUUCUUGUCACUCACCUCCUCCAACUUCCAUGGCGAUCGCGCACCAUCAUUAGGGAUUCCGUCUCGGUUGGUGUGCUGCCAGUAUUUGCCUGCAAUGGGCAACCCCGCGGAGGUCUACUUCCAGGUGCUCAACAUUGCCAAGGACUCCUCUCCACAGGAAAUCCGCACCGCCUACAGAGCCCUGGUCAAGAAAUGGCACCCCGACAAGCACCCUCCUUCUUCCCGCCCCGAAGCCGAGGCCAAGUUCAAAGCCAUCUCUCAAGCCUAUGAGGCCCUGAAUGAUCAGCAGGAGAAUAGAUCGAUGGUUGGGGCCAAUAACGAUCGGCCCGGAGGCGGCGUGGAGCCGCGACACCGGAGCCAGGAGCUCCAGAAACCGCGGUGCGCGGGCAAUUCGGCGAGGGAGUUUAAGGAUGAGUACCGUUCGACCAAGGCCGGCACUGUGGCGGCCACGGCGGUGGCGAGGCCGGCGUUCUCGUCGUUUUCGGGUCCCGUCAAGACAAAGCCUCCUCCCGUCGAGAGGAAACUUGAGUGCACGCUGGAGGAGCUCUGUCGCGGCAGCAAGAAGGAGAUCAAGUUCACGAGGAACGUCAUCACCAACAAGGGAUUAAUUGUUCGCAAGGAAGAAACACAAAUGGUCAGAGUCAAGCCGGGAUGGAAGAAAGGAACAAAGAUAACAUUCGAAGGGAUGGGGGACGAGCGACGAGGUUGCCUCCCUGCCGAUGCCAUCUUCGUGAUAUCAGAGAAAGAACACCCCGUUUUUAAGAGGAAAGGCAAUGACUUGGUCAUGAAAGUCGAGGUUCCCCUGGUGAAUGCUCUCACGGGAUGGUUCUUCUCUUUCCGUCUUCUAACCGGGGAAAAGAUGAGCUGCACUUUCCAGGACGAAAUCAUUUACCCGGGAUAUGAGAAAGUCAUCAAAGGCCAGGGCAUGCCCUCAGCUCACGACAAGGGAGUCCGAGGAGAUCUGCGAAUUAAGUUCCACAUUGUGUUCCCGACUCAGUUGAGCGACGAGCAGCUUUCAGGUAUCAAAGAGCUUCUGAAGGACAUGACCUGAACUCGAAGCUAGAUUCGUUCUUCCACUUCGGUCUCACUGUGAAUAUACGAAUCUUAUUCGUAAAUAUUUCCAGAUAUAUAGAGGAAAUGUCAAUGUAAAAGGUGCUCGUAGGUCUGAGAAUAAAGUAGUGCUGGUCGCACACCCUUUGUUUGUACUCUUUAUAGUUGAGGACAUGAUGGAGAUGUUGUAUCUUCCUUUAGGUAAUGAGGUGCUUUCUUCAAGCAGCCACUCAAGGCAUAAUAUCGAUGA